Messenger RNA from Chara braunii, 3160 nucleotides. The record is from the annotation of a GenBank genome assembly. NCBI's taxonomy places the organism in Eukaryota, Viridiplantae, Streptophyta, Charophyceae, Charales, Characeae.
CUGAUCAGCGCAUUUUGCGGAGGCAAAGGGCAGGGGACACGUGGUGCCUGCGCGCUUGUGCUUGAGCGAGGCACGUGUCAGGCGCCCGCCGAUCACUGCAAGUCAGUACAAGUCACUCCCUCGCGCUUCCCAGUAAGCCGACUACUACCUAGCAGGAUUUCCGCUAUCAUCGGUAUCAUCGGCCACGAACGGGAUAGUGAAGAUGGGGAUGCAUAGUAAGGUAAAGCUCCGCAGCAGGACGUGGCCGAUCGUAGGGAUUGUCUUGAUUACCGCGCUGCAUACCGGUCUCCGACUUCCGACGAGAGUCCAAUUAAAGGAACGUGGAGAGGUUCUGGGUAUCCUGAUCACGAAGAAAGCAGCCAUUGAAGAGAGACCGGCAAGCGUAAUCACCGACCCAGAGAAGAGUGACAGAUUGCUAAAGGGGGGAAGAACCAUCGGUAAAGGGGCAAUGAUUGCAUCUGGCGGGAAGCUUCAGCGAGGGGAAGAAAGGCGGGAAACUGACAGCGAAGCGCGGCGACGAGAGGUAGGCGGAGCAGCAGCAGCUGCGACGGCAGGUAGGCACGAGCAGCGAAGGCCGAAGUUUCUGGUCGAGGCGGACGAGAAAACAAAAGGGAUGGUGGAGGGAUUGGGAGAGGGAGGUGGUUCUCAAGAUGAUCGGCAGGUGCGUGUAAUGGGCGAUGUAUUCGUGCCGUCGUCGGCGACUAUCUCACAGAGUCGACGGCGAGGGGAUGAGGACGAUGGUGGCCACAAGGUGCGGGAAGGAGGUAGUAUCGAAGUCGUUGGGAAAGAGGGUCGGCAAAUAGACACCCCUCUUCGGCAAUCGUCUGAAGCUGAAGUUGCUGCUGGAGAUUUUCGAGCGUCGCCAGCGAAAGAUGGACGGGAAUCAAUCCGCAAGGAAGGGGGGGGGGCGCAUCCCGACCAGCCGCACCGAAUGAUUCUUCUUAAUGUCCAGGGGAUUGGCAAGGAGGAAGCAAGUGGAAGUCUCGCUCCAGGAUCCCAGGCGCAGCCUGCGCCGGCAGAUGCGGAGCGUCGGCGGGUUCAGGCCUCUGGCGACCGUGGGGAUGUGGCCAUCGUCUCUCGUUCCGCCGCAGCAGCAGCAGCAGCGGGAAGAGGAGGAGGAGCAGGGACUAAUGUUGCUGUACUUGGUUCGCAUGACCAGCAGCAGCAGCAGCAGCGAGAAGAGGAGGGGAAGGAUGGGGGGAAGGAGGAGAAGGGGAAGGAAGGGGGAAAGGAGGAAGGGAAGGAAGGGCGGAAGGAGGAGGAGGGAAAGGAGGUGAUCGGAGAGACGAAGAGCUAUGAGUGCACUACCGGUGAUGAAAUGCGGCCGUAUCUCGAACGCAUUGCUGUUGACAAGCUGGUAAUCAUGUGCACGGUGAAUGCUGGUUAUCGAGCGCUGUUUCUAAACUGGCUGGUGUCUGUGCGCAACGUGGGGCUGGCAGACCGAGUGCUGAUCUUCGCUGAGGACGUCGACUCCUGGCGGUACGUGCAGGAGCACUGGCCCGGUCAUGUCGUGCUUCUGUGCGAUCCCGAUGCAGAAAAGAGCGGACGGAAAGUCGUCCAGGUGCAGAAUGAGGCGGAGCCCGCUUUUUGGUUCAACCACGAAGACUAUGGCAAGCUGGUGGGCAGACGGCCAUUGCAGAUUCUCGCGUGCUUGCGCCACGGGUACUCUGUGCUGUACAGCGACAUCGACGUCGUGUUCAUGAAGAACCCUCUUCCAUACCUAGUGCAGGACCUAACAACAGUAGAUAGACGAGGAAGAAGAGAAGAAGUAGCAGUCGUAGUAGGAGGGGGAGGGAAAGGAGGAGGAGAAGGAGCAGUAGGCGGAGGUAAAGGAGGAGGAGGAGGAGGAGGAGGAGGGAGGAAGGAUCUAGAUGGUGCGGGAACGUGGGAUGGGGGUGUUAGUAUGAAUUAUUUCAAUGGAACAGAUGAGUUUCCAAAACGUCCAGAGUAUUUGUACGUGUGCUCUUGCCUUCUGUAUUUCCGACCGACGGAAGUUGCAAAGAAGAUUCUUCGGCGAUGGAUCGCUCGGUUAAAGGAGUCCGAUCAUUCUGUCAAUCAGCCUUCGCUCAAUAAAGCCCUUGAUGACGUGCGAGGAGAGACAGAGUUGCAGUUCAGAAUACUCCCUGGUAAGUUAUUCCCUGGAGGAUACACGCUGCGGUAUCCGGAGGACAAGGCGCAAUGGUUAGCACUUGGAGGUGGGGAUCCCGUCACUUACCACAUUGUCAUUCUAACAUUGCGUUGUCGCCGAGGUUGUCAGUGGGUAUGGCAUUCAUCAAAGCCGGAGAACACGAAGUUGAGUAGCCGAGUGACGGGCCAGAUGUAUCAUGCGGCCCUCAGCUGCGGAAUGGGAUACACCACGUUGACCGACUUUUGCCUUGCGCUGGGCAUGCGCGGCGUCCACAAGACGUCGUUUUACAUGUUCAGUCAUGGCAUGUAUGGCUUCAACGGUGGGUGGUGUGACGUYGCCCARCGGACUGCUGAGAAAGAUAUGACGGAGGCCGUUGAGCGCGUGCGGAAAGAAUACUCCAACAUAACCGUUCUUCUUGACGGCCGGUAUGACUCGUCUCGUGAUGCAACGCACUGUACAGUGACAGUUAUGCAUUACGAUACCAGACUAAUACUCGGUGUCGAGACGAUCCGAAAACGGCCAGGGGAGUCGUCGUGGACAUUGGAAACCACUGCAACCCGGAAUGUCUUGAUACGUUUGCUUCGAGUGCACAACUUGCCGAUACAGGAAGUGGUCCAUGACGACAAGGCUUCAGUUUCUGCCGUUUUGAAGGAACUCGGGCUGCGGGACCAAAAGGAUAUGUGGCACAAAGCGAAAAACUUGGCGGCUCGAUUUGAGGAACAGUUGUGUAUGGCGAGGAGGGAGCUGCCCGAAGAAGUCGAUGAUUGCGACACGUACGAAGAGCUGAAGAAAAUCCGUAAGGAAAAACUUCGCACGUGGUUGAGGGAACGAGGUGAGGCUGUGCCGUCCACAGCCAAGGUGGCGGAUUUGGCACGGAAAAUAUGGUUUGCUCGGCAUGGGAGCGAAGCCGAGGAGGAUGUUGAUGCAGAGGCAGGGUUGAGGAAGGCACACCCURGGCUCGCUGGGUCGGGAUGUGGGCAGGACCUCUGAGAGUGGUUUUAUGCCGUGUGCAAGCUCCGUAGCACGAGCGAG